GCCGGCUGUGCUGCGCGCGUCCCGCUGCCGGAUGCCUGGCCUCCGCCCGGCGACGGUUUGGUAUGAGACUCCAGAGACGGGGUCUGUUUCCUAAUGUCCUUCAUUUCCUCUGCCCGUUCGUUUUCCUUCGGAAAAUUUUCUGCUGAACUGAGUACGUGCUUCGGUGGUUCUUUGUGGUCGAUGAUGGGAUCCGACAGCUGGAGGUCUCAAAGCCAUCGCUGUUGGCACCGUCCACAGGACAGGCAAACUGCUUUGCAGAGCUCAAAACACGUUCAUGGCUCUCAUUAAAGAAGCCUGAUGUGAGUCUCAAUGGACAACUGAUCCCUUACUGCCUUGUUUGAAAUCCAAGAAGUUUUGUUGUGCCGAUUUAACAACGUGCAAUCUCUGCUGACACUAUCAUGAAAAAAAUGUCAAUUCUGUCCUUUUUAACCCCUGUGUGAAACUUUGACUUUAAUAUACUCGUUCAUUCCUUCACCCUUCAUAAAGAUGUCUGAACCCGACCCUUCAUCUGGAUUUUCAGGAAGUGUGGAGAAUGGAACUUUCCUUGAGCUGUUUCCCACAUCACUGUCCACAUCAGUGGACCCGUCCUCAGGCCACCUGUCAAAUGUCUACAUCUAUGUGUCCAUAUUCCUCAGCCUUUUGGCGUUUCUGCUUCUGCUUUUAAUCAUUGCCCUCCAGAGGCUCAAAAAUAUCAUCUCCUCCAGUUCCUCCUACCCAGAGUAUCCAAGCGACGCUGGAAGUUCUUUCACCAAUUUGGAAGUCUGUAGUAUUUCCUCUCAAAGAUCCACUUUUUCAAACCUUUCAUCAUGAAGAAAAGGGAAGAAUCUUUGAAUGCUGCAGCAGCUUAGGUUUUCCUAUAUGGGAGCUGUCACAUGGAGUGUUGCCUUGUCAAAAAAGUGACCCCUUUGGUUUAGACCUGUUCCCCCUUCUCCUUUGACUCUGAUUUCUUUUCUGUUUAUGAUGCUUUUCACUUGUGAAUUUCACACAAACCACUUGACGGCUCUGGGACUGGCUUCUUCAGGGUGGAUCUGAUCGGUCCACCUGGUUGGAUGCAGUGGACUUACUUGUGGCAUCCUCUUGGUGGAUGCAGUUUGCACUUCAUUCCUCUUUUGAAACCAACCGAGCUCCAGAAACUGGCAAAAUUAAAUUUGAACUAUUUAGAAGAUAUUUUCCAUAUUUAAAAGACAAAUUGGAGAUACCAAAUUUAAAAAAAGGAGAGUCAAUUUAGAUUUCAUGUACAACAUUUCUAAAACUGGGAAUAAAAAUAUGCAAAAAUGUUUUCUUUAAUGUCACUUUAACAAAUGAAAAUGACAUUUAUUGGUAAGUAUGUCAUUUGGAAAACUUUUGGAGGAGUUUAACUUUAAACAGCAAGACAAGUAUGUGUUAUGAUGCAGUUUGUAAUGUAUUUCUGCUCCUGGGCUUCUUUUUCUGCUUAUAUUGCAGUCACGAUGCUCCAGGGUUGUGGAAUUCUUUGUGACAAUUGCUGUUACUAUUACUAAGAGAAGCACCAGAAGAGACACCGAGAUGUUUUUAUUUUAUGUCUAAAAUUUCCAUCAGUGGGAAUUAAGCACAUGGAAAAUAUUUAUUUAUUUGCAUUUUAUACAGUAAUAACUUCUUAGCAGUCAUGUACGUUCCUUCACUCAGUUUCAUAGUCUUUAUAAUUUUAGUGCAGAAUUAUAUUAAGGCUUCGAGGUGUCAAGUGUUUGUUCGCUCACAUUAAGCUGUGAAACUUAGAGACUAAACUUGCUAGCAUACAUGUUAUUAUAUAUGCCACGAAUGUUAUGUCUCUGAUAAAUAAUUGCUGUAGGUCAACAUAAUACUUUGCAUUAGAAUUCCAGGAUGUGGGUUUAUUUUUUAAAUUGUAGACUCUCAGGUUGUGUAGCUGCUGAGAACUUCAGUGAUCCUGGGAGCUGCCAUCCUGUGGUCAUCUUGUGGCCUGGGGGUCGGGGUGGGGUGCCACGAAAUGAGGCACAGACAUGGAAUGUGGGAGAAAUCAAGCUGCCCCUAAAAACAAAACAAAGCAAACUACUGCCUCUUGCAAGUAAGAAUUUUAAUUUAAUUUUUAAAAUGUUGAGAGAGUUGAGGACUGGGAAUAAGGGUCAGAGGCGGCUGCUUCUUCUUUUUAUUCCAUAAGCUUCACUUAAAUCAGACAUUUAACUAUUUAUAUAUCAAGAAUGUCCGGAAACACCAUAAGACCAGCACAGCAUUGCUGCUCUAAAAUGUAUAAUUAGUAAAAAAUUUGCCUCUGCUGCCAUUUGAAGCCUGGCAGUGGGUUGGGUGUUAUUAUGUAGUCCAAAAACUGGACUAGAGAAACUCUGCUAUUUUAGAGCUUUAUUAGCAUUCUCUCAGUAUAUACAUAUAUUAUAUAUGCACUUAUGUAAUAUAUGUGUGUGUAU
Messenger RNA from Galeopterus variegatus (Sunda flying lemur), 2396 nucleotides. RefSeq names its product serine-rich and transmembrane domain containing 1 (gene SERTM1). Lineage: Eukaryota; Metazoa; Chordata; Mammalia; Dermoptera; Cynocephalidae. The transcript has 3 exons. The record is from RefSeq and is a predicted model, not a curated record. The coding region runs from base 487 to 810 and encodes 107 amino acids. Gene Ontology annotation, cellular component: intracellular membrane-bounded organelle.